UGUGAUCGUCCACCGUCGUCACCGCAACCAUCAGUUGACCGUCUCUCGGUGACCUGGGCCGACCCCAGCAGUAUGACUUCUUCUGGCGUCAACUUAUUCCAUCUACCAUCCGAGACACCGAUUAGCAAUGAAGUCAAGUUUUCACCGACGGCCGGGGAAGUAUCAGAAGACGAGGACUACUCGGCAAGUCUAAGCGCGGUAUUACGUCAGCGACGUGCGAGCGUGCGUCGGUCCCGCAAGGGUCGCAGCAGGAGACCAUCAUCUCCCUUUUUACCAGAUGAAACUCGAUCUCGACGACGUUCCUCGAUUUUUACCACUAGUUCCGGCGAUACAGCGAUUUCAAUUGAUGAAGUCCCACUGGUGACUCAAGAGCAGAUUUUCGAGAACAUUCAUCUUCACAAAGAAGUGCUCGGCUCUGUGAAGCAACAACCUUUGGGAAUGCGACGCAAACUGAAGAUUGUUCAUCAGGCAAAAGGAUAUAUAAAACGUCAUGAGGGUCAAUUACAGGAGAGACUUGCCCAAUCAAAGAGCACGCGUGAUAUCUACGCUCGUUUCAACAUAUUGAUAGCAACGAAAUGGCAGCAACUAAAACGGGAGGCGGCCAAUACGUCCAACUUGCUCAUACCUUGGGAACUACGCAUCAAGGAAAUCGAAUCACAUUUCGGAUCGGUUGUGGCAUCCUAUUUCACUUUCUUACGAUGGCUCUUUUGGGUGAACCUCGUCAUUGCCUUUAUUUUACUUGUGUUCGUGAUCACACCGGAGUAUCUAACAGCAAAUCCUUCUCAAGAUGGUGAAAGGAAAAUUAUUAUGGAAGAAGAACGUCGCAAUUCGACAAACCUACUCACAAUGUGGGAGUUUGAUGGGGUCCUGAAAUAUUCCCCUAUUUUCUACGGCUAUUACAGUAAUGUAGAAAGGCCAGAGUAUCGGAUGCCUCUCGCUUAUUUUCUGACUGGUUUGGUUGUAUACAUUUAUAGCUUCGUCGCUAUAUUGAGGAAAAUGGCGGAAAACUCAAGAAUGUCAAAACUAUCAGAAAAAGAAGAUGAAUGCAUAUUCUCAUGGAAGCUAUUCACCGGAUGGGAUUUUAUGAUAGGCAACGCAGAAACAGCUCAUAAUAGAAUUGCAUCUGUUAUUCUUGGAUUUAAAGAGGCAUUGCUGGAGGAAGCUGAGAAAAAGAAAGAUCCAAGAAACUGGCGUAUUAUAUCGUUACGAGCGCUCGUCAUUAUUUGCGUUAUCAUACUUCUUGGUCUAUCAGCAUACGUUGUUGUAACAGUCGUUACACGAUCAGAUGAUAAUUCUAAACCUCGAAGUUGGUUGAGAGAAAACGAGACAACUCUUGUAGUAACUGCAAUCUCACUUACCUUUCCAGUGUUCUUUGAUUUACUGGGUUUAUUAGAACACAAUCAUCCUCGAAAACAAUUAAGAUUACAAUUGGCAAGAAUUAUGUUAUUAAAUUUGCUCAAUCUUUACUCCCUAAUUUUUGCUCUGUUUAGCAAAAUUCAAGGAAUGAGCGCUGAAUUAGAUUCGUUACAACCAAGUUUUAAUAUGAAUACGUCGGUCAUGGCAGAAAACGCUAUUGAUAUAAAUAGAGCAUCCAUAAAUAUCAUCUCAAAAACUAAAAAGAAGUUACUAAAACUGUGCUGGGAAACAAUGUUUGGACAGGAGUUAGUAAAACUAACUGUUAUGGAUUUGGUGGUUGGUUUACUCGGAACAUUAUUUUUAGAUUUCUUUCGAGCUUUGUUUGUCCGGUAUAUGAACCAAUGUUGGUGCUGGGAUUUAGAAAAGAAAUUUCCUGAAUAUGGUGAUUUUAAAAUAGCCGAAAACAUACUGCAUUUAAUUAAUAAUCAGGGAAUGGUUUGGAUGGGAAUGUUUUUUUCUCCCGGUCUUGUUAUUUUAAAUGUUUUUAAACUAAUGACUUUAAUGUAUUUAAGAUCCUGGACCGUUAUGACUUGCAAUGUUCCACAUGCAGUUGUCUUUAGGGUAUCUAAAAGUAAUAACUUUUAUUUGGCCUUAUUACUAACAAUGCUUUUCCUGUGUGUGUUACCCGUUGGUUACACGAUCGUGUGGGUAAAACCUUCUUGGCAUUGUGGGCCAUUCUCAGAAUAUGAAAAAAUAUAUCACAUUUUAACUAACAAUAUUUACAAACUACUACCAAAAAGCUUAAAUUUUGCACUUGAAUAUAUUGCUUCACCCGCAAUAGUCAUUCCAUUACUUGUUCUUCUAAUACUCAUUAUAUAUUAUCUUACAUCGCUUACUAACUCGUUACGAGAGGCUAAUAAUGAUUUAAAGAUUCAAUUACGCCGUGAAAGAACAGAAGAAAGAAGAAAAAUGUUUCAACUAGCAGACACAAGGAGACGUACAGGAUCAUCUGCUGUUGAAAACACACCCUUUUCACGUUGGAAAAAAGCAUUACCAGCUCUCCCGCUUUCUAAAUCUAUUGACUCAGACGAUAGAAAAACAGCAGAUGAAAGUAAAGAGGAUUCCAAGAAUAUAAAACGUAAAGGUGGUAUAUUCGCAAAAAUUGUUGGGCUAGCACUAGAUAAAAAGCCUGAUGUGGAAAUUACGUUGCCAUCUUCAUAUACCGUCGAUGGCGAUAGUGAUCUCUACGAAACAUUGCCCAAAGAAAUAUUAAAAAUCAAAGAAACAACAGUUCCAAAAAUAUCAGACCAUAAGAAAAAGUCCAACGUCGAAUUCAAAUCAAACGACAGCGAUAUUGCGAAAUAUAAAAGUGAACAAGGUUGUCUGAAAGUUAAAAUUGAUAAACUAUGUGAACGUACAGAGAAGAAAGCUAUUUUGGAAAAAUUGAAAGAAGACAAAAUUAUAGAAGAAGAUUUAACAUCGCUUCCAUCCAAAACCAUAAUUAAAGAAUCUAACAGUAGAAAUGAGAGUAGAAAAAAAUCUUUCGAUACAAAACAAACUUCGGAGUCGAGUACAUAUUCAAGACAAUCAGAUUCUAUAAGUUCUGUUAUACCGGUAAUAACUAUUAGUACAACAGAAAGUGAUGAUGAACAAUUACAUUAUCCCAAAGUUGUAGGAGAGCACAAAAAGGAUAGAAAUAAUACAGAUUCAAAUCCAAAACAAGAAAUAUCUAAGACAAAUAGGAACUUGAUAUUAUAG
Papilio xuthus (Asian swallowtail) is the source of this 3114-nucleotide messenger RNA. It is a transcript of the gene Tmc, whose product is annotated as Transmembrane channel-like. Gene Ontology annotation, cellular component: plasma membrane. The record is from RefSeq and is a predicted model, not a curated record. The transcript is spliced from 14 exons. Bases 73 to 3114 code for a protein of 1013 amino acids. Gene Ontology annotation, molecular function: mechanosensitive monoatomic ion channel activity. NCBI's taxonomy places the organism in Eukaryota, Metazoa, Arthropoda, Insecta, Lepidoptera, Papilionidae.